AGUAACUAUGAAGCUUUGGGCGGCGGCUGCCCACAAUUGGCAACUGUGGCAGUGCGCCACUGAAAGCUUCCAUUCACCCUUUAUUUAAUCCCGAGCAAUCCAUUGCAAGUUGUCAUCUAGACUAAGUAGGGGCCCCGUAGCAGCAGUCAUUCCAGACAAUCCUUCUCUUCUUCAUUCGACGUCCGUUAGUGUAUUCCCAUCGACAAUUUCGCCCAAUUGAGGAUGUCUGUAGCUCAGGAACUGGAGUCCUGGAGGACGCCGGCCGCCAAAACGGUGAAGGCGGCGCCCAAACCUGGCGAGCGGGCGCCUGUCAACGACAGCUUCCAGUUCAAGACCGACAAGCCUACGCUUGUUGUUUUCCUGCGGCAUUGCGGCUGCCCAUUUGCUGAGAAGACAUUCAAGAAGCUCACAAAAAUCUCGUCCAUGUACCAGGACGUCCUGCACUGCGUGGCAGUCUCGCACUCGGAGCCCGAGUCCACGGAGCGCUGGGUGGUCCAGGUGGGCGGCAACUGGGAGGUGCAGGUGGUCGUGGACCACGAGCGGGAGAUGUACGCGCAGUGGGGCAUGGGCAUCUCCAACACCUGGCACGUCCUGGGCCCCAUGACGCUCUACAAGACCUUCCAGCUCGGCAAGCAGGAGAACGUGUGGAACCGCCCCACGGAGAGCGGCAACCGGUGGCAGACCAGCGGCGCCUUCGCCGUCGACAAGGACGGCACGGUGCGGUGGGCCAAGAUCGCCACCUCGGCGGCCGAUAUGCCAGAUCUGGACGCGGCCCUCGGGACCUUGGGGAUCAGGCUGCGCAAACGGGGUCCCCGCGAUCAAUCACCAAGUGCGAUAUAUGCGAGAUCAUUGAGGCCGGAAAAGAGGGACAAUAACGAGGACAAGUUCUCGAUUGAAGACUAGUGUCGAAAACUAUCCAGGGCCGGAAUGGUUGGAACGGGUAACAGGUAUUUUACUGAGGGUGUUUUGUAUUAUAUUGUCCAUGUACAUACAGGAAACGAGUGUCACAUUCUCAUAUAUAUCAUCAUAGCAGGCGAGCUUUGCUUUCAUGCAUCAACCGAACGACUUUGAUUCGC
This is a messenger RNA of Truncatella angustata, 1076 nucleotides long. RefSeq lists its product as uncharacterized. The record is from RefSeq and is a predicted model, not a curated record. Bases 223 to 903 code for a protein of 226 amino acids. The transcript is spliced from 2 exons. Lineage: Eukaryota; Fungi; Ascomycota; Sordariomycetes; Amphisphaeriales; Sporocadaceae.